This is a messenger RNA of Colletotrichum spaethianum, 1086 nucleotides long. Its product is annotated as putative isochorismatase family protein. Gene Ontology annotation, molecular function: N4-(beta-N-acetylglucosaminyl)-L-asparaginase activity. NCBI's taxonomy places the organism in Eukaryota, Fungi, Ascomycota, Sordariomycetes, Glomerellales, Glomerellaceae. Gene Ontology annotation, biological process: protein deglycosylation. The coding region runs from base 1 to 1086 and encodes 361 amino acids. The transcript has a single exon. The record is from RefSeq and is a predicted model, not a curated record.
AUGCCGGAUCUCGGCCUCCGCCUCGCCCCACUCCUCCUCGGCCUUCUCUCCGGGCACGUCCUCGCGCAGUCUUCCCCCGGGUUCCCCAUGGUCAUCAACACUUGGGGAGGCGCGUUUACCGCCGCUACCGACGCCGCGUAUCAAGCUCUCAUCAAGCCGGGUACCUCGGCCCUCGAUGCUGUCGAGAUCGGCUGUGCAACCUGUGAGGCCAACCAGUGCGACGGCAGCGUCGGUUUCGGUGGCUCACCAGAUGAGCAUUGUGAGACAACCCUAGAUGCUAUGAUCAUGGACGGCGUGACCAUGAAGUCCGGGUCAGUUGCCGCGCUCCGUCGCGUAAAGAAUGCGAUUGGCGUGGCUCGACACGUCCUAGAGUACACCUCGCACACCAUGUUGGCUGGCGACCUGGCGACAGAGUUUGCCAUUGAGAACGGUUUCCCAGCGGAGAAUCUCACGACAGAGGCAUCGGCUGCAAGGUGCGCCGAGUGGCGGCUCAAUAACUGCCAGUCCAACUACAGGCAAAAUGUCACGCCUAAUCCCAAGUCGGCUUGUGGCCCGUACACGCCCAUUGAGCUUGACUCAAGCUCCUCAGAGUAUUUUGACCUUAUCGCUCCAAACUCAGCCCAGGCGUCUCACGACACCAUUUCAAUGAUGGCAUUAGACGCCAAUGGCGUCAUGGCAGCAGGAACCUCGACCAAUGGUGCUUCGUUCAAGGUGCCUGGGCGUGUUGGUGAUGGUCCGAUUACCGGGUCCGGCUCCUAUGUCGACGGAGAUGUCGGUGCCUGCGGCGCAACUGGUGAUGGCGACAUCAUGAUGCGGUUUCUACCUUGUUACCAGGCUGUCGAGAGUAUGAGACGAGGAAUGAGUCCCCAAGAGGCUGCGAGGGAUGCCGUGGUACGCAUGGUGAAGAAAUACCCUGCCGUGUCAAGUGGUAUUGUGGUUGUCAACAACAAGGGAGAACACGGGGGAGCGGGGUCUGGAUGGACUUUCACGUAUGCGUACAGGGGCGGCAAGAUGAACGCUACCGAGGUUGUAACUGUGCCGCCUGUGUGCGUCAGUCGUUCUCUGAACAAUGCAGAGCUGAAGUAG